CCUCGAUUAACAUCCAGUUUGACAGAGAAGACAAGACGAGACAUACGAAUCAUUUUCCUUCAUUGAGGGAGAAGAACUGGAAUUGAACUUGAAAGAGCAGAGUAAAGGGGCAUAAGCAACCCAAGAAACCAAAUCAAAAUGCAUUCCCACCUCCACACACCCUACAACGCAAACUGCGAAGAUAUCAUGAACGCCCUCGACGAAUGCCACGCAAGAGGCUUCCUCUACAAAGUUAUGGGCAACUGCAAUGAAACAAAACGUCAAGUGAACAAAUGUCUAGCCGCGGAGCGCUACGCAAGAGCCAAGCGGAAUCGGGAAGAUGCCAAGGAGAACAGAAAGAGAAUUGAGCAGAUCUGGGCUAAGGAGAGGGAAUUGGAAAAGGGGGAGGCGCAGGCGUGAAAAAGGUUCAAAGUUUGAAUUAUUUUUUUGUUACCUUUUUGUUCUUGGAGUUUGUUUGGAUGGAAUUGGAUUAUGAAAAAUUUACUUAAAUCUGCGUGUAUAGGUAUAGUAUAGGCAUAGCUGGGAGAGAUCGGGGUCUUCGCUCCUUUGUACAACACUGUAUUAUUGAACUGU
Monascus purpureus is the source of this 573-nucleotide messenger RNA. The record is from the annotation of a GenBank genome assembly. NCBI's taxonomy places the organism in Eukaryota, Fungi, Ascomycota, Eurotiomycetes, Eurotiales, Aspergillaceae.